Carya illinoinensis is the source of this 3846-nucleotide messenger RNA. RefSeq lists its product as uncharacterized. Bases 1 to 3846 code for a protein of 1281 amino acids. The transcript has 3 exons. The record is from RefSeq and is a predicted model, not a curated record. Gene Ontology annotation, molecular function: RNA-DNA hybrid ribonuclease activity; nucleic acid binding. NCBI's taxonomy places the organism in Eukaryota, Viridiplantae, Streptophyta, Magnoliopsida, Fagales, Juglandaceae.
AUGGGAACGUCUAAAAGAAGGCUAAAGAAAUUGAUGAAUAAGUAUAGUCCUGGGAUUGUUGCCGUGGCAGAACCUUUCCUAUCUCAAAGGCAUAUGGAGAGCUUUAAACAAAAAUUGCAGUUUGAGGGUUGUUUGUCAAACGAAGUGCAAGGGGGAAAAUUAUGGAUUUUAUGGGCCAAGGGGGCUAAGGUGGAGCGCAUGAAGCUAUGGCAAUCUUUAUCUAAUAGGGUGAGGGGAUCUACUCCAUGGCUUGUAUUGGGAGACUUUAACAUCAUAAGAAAUGAUUUGGAACGUAGAGGUGGAAGGCCUCGACAGUAUGCGACAAUGGAGGAUUUUAAUUCUUUUAUUGAUUCUACUGGCUUAUCUGAAAUGAAGUAUUCUGGAAACCAUCUUUCGUGGUGCAACAGACAUGAAGGAGCUUCGCAGAGUUGGUCCUGUUUAGACAGGGUCCUUAUGAGUGCUGAGGUGCUGUCAAUUUUUCUUGAAGCUCACCUAGAAUACUUAGGAAGAAGUACUUCGGAUCACUCUCCAAUGGUGAUUCGGUGGAAUAAUUCCUCAACAUCGUAUGGCUUUCCUCCCUUUAAAUUCCAUCAAAUGUGGGUUAAGCAUGAGGCUUUCAUGGAGUGUGUGGCGGUUUCUUGGGAGAAGGGGAUGGAGGAGAGGGGAAUGGCUCGCUUGGCAAAAAAAUUGAAAAGAUUGAAAAGUACUUUGCGUGGGUGGAAUAAGGAGGUUUUUGGGGCUACGACACUUAAUAUUAGACUCUUGGAAGAUAGAGUGGGGAAGUUAGAAAAUAAAAUGCAAGAGGGCUUUAAUGAGGAAGAUGAGCAAGACUAUUUGGUAGCUAAAAUUGAACUGAACACUUGGCUGGAACGUGAAGAAACAAGAUUGAGACAACAAGCUAAACUUUCUUGGCUGGAGAAAGGUGAAGCCAGCCCAAGUUUCUUCCGAGCUUGUAAUGCUCGGUCCAAAAUGCAGGUUAAUGAAAUGCGACUACCUGAUGGAAGAUGGUUAAAGUCUUCGGAAGAAAUCCAUGAGGAAGCAGUUCAAUAUUUUAGUCAUUUUUUGGCCCAUAAGCAGGUGGGGGUACUUCCAGAUUUAUCAAAUCUGGUGCAAACAGUUGUUAUAGAGGAAGAUAACGAGAGGUUGUGUCAGCUCCCUUCAAUCCAAGAUGUGAGAGAUGCAGUGUUUUCCAUUCCAAUUAACAGUAGCCCAAGGCCAAAUGGGUUUGGGUCGGGUUUCUUUCAAGCUUGUUGGCAUAUUAUAGGCAAUGAUGUGGUGGAAGCAGUACAGGAAUUCUUCUUGGGGGCUUAUCUUCCCAUAAAUUUUGCAGCAUCAUUUUUGACCCUCAUUCCUAAGGUGGAGUCGCCAACAAACUUUGACAAGUUUAGGCCGAUCAGCCUAUGCUUGACCUUCUACAAAAUCUGUUCGAAAAUAUUGGUGAGUCGACUGGCUCCAAUGCUUCCACGAAUUAUAGCUCCAGAACAAGGAGCUUUCAUCCCUGGCCGAAGCAUCUUCGACAAUAUAAGCCUUAUACAAGAGCUUGUACACAGUAUCAAUAAACCUAUUUGGGGCGGCAAUAUCAUACUUAAGCUGGAUAUAGCAAAAGCUUAUGAUAGUGUGGAUUGGAACUUCCUCUUGCAUGUCAUGUCUCAUUUUGGUUUUUCGAGUCAGGUGUGUGACCUGAUCAAGAUGUGCAUUUCGAAUGCUCAUUUCUCCAUCGUCAUGAACGGGGUUCCAAAGGGUUUCUUUAAAAGUGGUCGAGGAUUGAGGCAUGGGGAUCCAAUCUCCCCAUAUUUGUUUAUCAUGGUUGAAGAAAUUCUCUCCAAAUUGCUCAAAGCGAAAUUUGAAGAAAAGAAAAUUGGUGUGUUUGUGCAACCUAGAGGUACCCCUUUGAUAUCGCAUUUGUUAUAUGCCAACGACAUAGUUAUUUUUGCUAAUGGGAGUAAAGCUUCAGCGAGAGCCAUUAUGAGGGUUUUGUCUACAUAUGAGCAAUGGUUGAGUCAAAAUGUUAGUAAAGGCAAGUCGUCUAUAACCUUCUCGAGACAUAUCACCAGGCCCAGACGGCGAUCGAUCCAACGGAUUACUAGGUUUGUGGAGGGCAAAACGCCUUUCAAGUACCUGGGAGUCCCAAUCAUUUUUGGGUGUAUGAAAUCAGCUUACUUAGAGGAAAUUGUUGGGAAAAUUAAAGCAAGGUUGGAAGGAUGGAAGAAUAAAUUAUUAGCUAAUGGGGCUAGAGUGCUUCUCUUAAAGCAUGUCCUAAUGAGCCUCCCUAUAUAUUUAUUGUCUACUGUCUAUGUACCUGGUUUAGUAAUGACAAGUAUCAACAGAUGCCUAAGUAACUUUUUCUGGGGUGUUCAAGAUGGAAAGCCAAAAAAACAUUGGAAGUCACGGGAUAAGUUAUGCUUACCUGUAGCAGAAGGUGGAAUGGGGUUUAGAAAAUUUACAGAUAUUCAAAAGUCCCUCUUCAUGAAAUUUGCGUGGAAGAUUAUGGUGGAGGACUCGUUGUGGUCUAAUUUUUUUAGAUUUGAUAAGUGGCUGGAUGAGGGUCCUCUAUGUAACCUGGUUCCUAUGGGUGAUCCUCCAAGCCUACAAGUUACAGAAUUUAAAAUGGAAAAGGGGUGGGAUGUUGUCAAGCUACACGGUAUAUUAGGGGCUGAGCUUACGAAAAAAGUGUUGGAAGUGUUAAGUAAAAGUAGAGCAGGGGCAGAUGUGCUGGUAUGGACAGCUAGUAAUGAUGGAAAAUUCUCCACUAAAAGUGCAUGGAAUUGUGUUAGGAUUAACGCUCCCAAGGUGAGAUGGGUAGACUGGGUUUGGCAUCCUUGCAUCCCAAAGAAUAUUUCGGUUAAUAUGUGGAAAGUUUUUAAUAAUGCUUUAAGUGUGGAUGAUAAAAUAAGAUCCAUUGGUAUUCCAAUAGCUUCAAAAUGUGACUGCUAUUUGAAUGGUGGAUAUGAAAAUAGAGAUCGUGUGCUAGCAAACGGGGACAUUGCAAAGGAGGUAUGGAGACUAGCAUACGCGCAGAUGGGUUUGGGCAGAACUACAGGAAUCUCUUGGAACCGGAUAGUGGAGGAAUGUCUUACUAAAGCUUCCAAGUCAUCACAACUGGGGCACCUACUCAGGAUCAUUCCAUCCAUUGUGACCUGGUCCCUCUGGCUAAGAUGCUGUAAGGCACGAGCAGAAGGAAUAAAAGACUCAGCUAUCACGGUUUGGUAUAAUAUUAAAACAUGGAUAGCAAAAGUGGGAGAAAAGCUCAAAGUGGGGAAACUACUAUUGAGUCGUGAUCAAAAAAUCCUAACGGAGUUGAACAUUCCAGUUAAACCUCCGAAAAGAGUAAUUCUGAAGCUGGUGCGAUGGACAAAGCUGGCACUUGGUCGUUUGAAGUUAAAUGUUGAUGGAAGCUCAAACGGAAAUCUUGGUUCUGCAAGGGCGGGUGGAGUGCUUAGAGAUUCUAAGGGUGAAUUGCUGAUGGCAUUUUCGGUUCAUCUUGGUACAGGUACAAGUAAUUAUGCAGAAGUGAUGAGCUUAAUUCAUGGUCUCCGGCGGAUUAAAAUGAUGGGAGUGGCCCACAUUGAUCUGGAAUCAGAUUCCAUGCUGGUGGUUAGAUGGCUGAAGGCAUCGAGAUGUGAAGUAUGGUAUCUUAAAGAAUACUGGGAGGAAUUAAUGGAGCUGUUGAAAGAAUUUGAGUUUCAAAUAUCACAUAUAUACUGGGAAGGAAACGCAGCAGCAGAUUUCUUGGCACGUCUGGGUGCGAAGGGCAUGAAUAAGCAAUGGCAUUCUCUGGAUAUUCCUUCCAAUCUUAGAAGGAUCUUACGGAUGGACAAACAUGGAUUUCCUAGCAUCAAACCAUGA